This is a messenger RNA of Notodromas monacha, 870 nucleotides long. The record is from the annotation of a GenBank genome assembly. NCBI's taxonomy places the organism in Eukaryota, Metazoa, Arthropoda, Ostracoda, Podocopida, Cyprididae.
AUGGCAUUGAAAUACUUUGAUGUCCGAAAGACUUCAGUCAAAGUUGCAUUCACUGUUUUCAUAAUCAUAUAUGGAUUUUGGAUCUAUUGGCACCACCAAGGGUCCGAGCCCAAGUAUUCACUUUCGUUGGAGCAACAGAAUGCGUGGUUCCAGCAGCAACGAGACACUGCUCCACCUGUUCAAUAUCUUGAAGAAGCAGUAGGAGUGAAUUUUUCUCUUCCUCAUGCUCCAAAAGCAGGGAAAACGGAACUAGAAACAGGCGGAUGGAUCUUGAAACCUGAAAAACUCCGAGGAGCUCAUCGUUUAGAUCCAUAUCUUUGCAAAGCCUUGGAGGAAACGCUGUUUCGAGGGAAGUCGGUUCUGGAUCUGGGUUGCGGAAUAGGCCUGUAUGGGAUUUGCUUCCUGAGACUCAAAAAUCACCCAUUUUCGGAUCCUGGGACAGAUAUUUUUACCAGGGCUGCCUCCGGGUCAUCCAAGGCAAUUCCGCCAUUUUCAUCAACAGCCGUCUUCACAGCUGCCAAAGUGGUGGCCAAUGUAGCGGCUGUGAAGGCGGCUGUUGAUGAAAAUGGCGGAAUCGCCUUCAAUGACCUGGAGGCAACCUCUGGCAUGAAUACCAUGUUGAUUUCAAGAAUUCUGAGGCAAAAGCAGGGCUACAACAAAAAAGGCACCCUGAAAGGGCUACGCGAAUGGUGGACUUCGACAAAGCCCAUGAUUGGGUCCUGGACUGGCUACGAUGGAAAUCCUCACGUUGAGGAUUUGACGUUUGGGUUGGUGCGCCGGUUUGACCUCAGCAAGCCAGGUUCCAUCGGCAAAACCUUUGACUGGGUCAUGAGCCUGGAAGUCGGAGAACACAUCCCUCGGGAAUAUCAG